This is a messenger RNA of Linum trigynum, 1298 nucleotides long. Lineage: Eukaryota; Viridiplantae; Streptophyta; Magnoliopsida; Malpighiales; Linaceae. The record is from the annotation of a GenBank genome assembly.
GUCACCGUCGCUGGAAACUUCUCUCGCAUCCGGCACCUACUCUACUCCAUCUCCACGAACUCUCCUCCCUCCAGAACACCCCAAUCCCCAAGCCCAAAUUCAUCCACCAAAAAAUCGUGGAGAAGAAGAAUCGACUUCGUUAACCUUCUCUCCGUCUUCCCACCUUCAUCUCCUCUUCUAUUGGGUGGAACCGCUGGGUAGAAUCCUAGGCCUUUGCUUCAAUUAAUACUCUGCUUCAUCUAUUGAUUCGCCAGAGAGGAGGAAGGGAUUUCCGUAUUUUGAUUUGAUGGAGAGGAAGAUGGGAUCUCGGAAAUCCAAAGGCAACGUCAAUUAUCGAUUCAGAUUCAAGCUCUAUCUCCGCCGUAGCUAGAUUCAAUUCCAGCGGCAUUCCAGCUAUGGACAUGGGCUAUUCGAUUUGGGGGUUCUAAGACGUCGUCACUUCCGUGCACUGGCGUCUCACAUAUGGACGACAGAUAAAUGAGAGGAGAAGGAAGGGUUUUGUUUUUCUUUUUUUAGGGUUGGUGUCGUUGUGGGGAAGAGAAAGGAGAAGUCUUGUUGUUGUUUGUUGAUGGAGAAGUCAGAAGAGGAAAGGAGAGGGAAAUCAAAAUACAGAGGGAAAAGUAGAGGAGUAGAGGUUCAGAUCCGGAACCAAUCCACCGACAAAGAGGCACGGCGACCAACGGUAUUACGACUGCGAAAUCAAGCAGUCGAAUACUACUGCAUCGCCCUGCCGGAACCGUUGUCGCAGGCCGACCUCAAACGUCGCCUUAACCGAUUCUCAGGAAAUCUCAUCACAGCCCAUUUCGAAGAACAAGAGGAGGAGGAGGAGGAGGAAGAAGAAGAAGCAUAGUGUGAUAGGGAGGAGGAGGAAAGGCGGCGGUGAUGGUCGGAGAGAUCAUCGGCUUCGCAGCCGUUCAGAGAGAAGAGAAAACGACGACAGAGCCACUUCUCCGCCUCGCCUGAGUAAAGUCUCCUUCCCCUGGUUGAGGAUAUUUGCCCAAAAUGGCGGUGAUGGUUUUUCCUUUUCUUUUCAUUAUGUUUUUAUUUAAAUUAAUUAACAUAAAAGGGAAAAAUUUGAUCUGGUAUAAUUUUUAAUAAAAUAUGCCACGUCCAUCAUUAUCGUUAGUCCAAUCAGCCCGCUAGUUGACACCGUCAAAGAAUUGGACAGAAGCGGCUAUAAGUGGUAUUUCUUCAAAUCUGACUAUUAUUGUCACAAACGUGAAAGUUUUGGCUAUACAAGUGUAUUUUACCUUUGUAAAAUUAUCAUUCUCUGUUUUGAAUAACAAACUGGAAAUCAC